Sesamum indicum (sesame) is the source of this 1217-nucleotide messenger RNA. It is a transcript of the gene ENH1, whose product is annotated as rubredoxin family protein. Gene Ontology annotation, molecular function: iron ion binding; protein binding. Lineage: Eukaryota; Viridiplantae; Streptophyta; Magnoliopsida; Lamiales; Pedaliaceae. The record is from RefSeq and is a predicted model, not a curated record.
UUAUGAGUUAGUGGUUAGGUUGGGGUGGAUAUGAGAGUUUUGAUGAAUAGAUGCAUCAUCAUCCACAUUUUUAAACCCUAAUUACAUAAUUAAUGGUGAACAAAUCCUCCCAAUUUCAUUCUUGAAUAAUCGCUCACUCCCAAUCCCAAUUCCAGGGUGGAUAAUAAAUAUUACUAGUAUUGAGGACCAAUCAUUAUGUGUUUGUCAUUCUUGUGGUGGUCAUUGUGGUUGCGGCUCUGCCUCUCCUAACUCAUCCUCAAAUCCAAUAUUUGAGCCUUGUUCACACACACACAACUCCCAUCAGCUACAGCUAUGGCUAUGGCUGCCCCAUCCUCUUCCUGCACACCUGCUGCCUUCACCAGAAACCUCCCCAAUUCUAAUUGCCUAACUCCUCAGUUUCAGAAAACCAGCUUCCAAGGGCUGUCGCUUCAAGAUGCCAAAAGGGUUGCCUUCACUUCUUUGGUUGCUGAGAUCAGUAUCACCAGUGUUCCAAGUGUACCAAAAAGGGGUCUUCAGAUCACAGCCAGAACUGCUGGUGCUGCAAAGAAUAUUGAGGUUGAAGUUGACAAGCCAUUGGGCUUGACUUUGGGCCAAAAGCAAGGGGGUGGAGUUGUCAUCACUGCUGUGGAAAGUGGCGGGAAUGCUGCAAGAGCAGGGCUCAAGGCUGGGGACCAGGUACUCUACACCAGCAGUUUCUUUGGUGAUGAACUUUGGCCAGCUGAUAAGCUUGGCUUCACAAAAACUGCCAUCCAGGCCAAGCCAGAUUCUGUCUACUUUGUUGUUAGCAGAGGCGCAGAAGUGGAUGUCAAAAAGCUACCCAAGCGUCCGGCUCCCCCUGCCUUUGGAAGAAAAUUAACUGAUGCGCAAAAGGCCCGUGCUACUCACAUAUGCCUUGAUUGUGGAUACAUAUACACCCUGCAGAAACCUUUUGAUGAGCAAGGGGAUGAGUAUGCGUGCCCGCAAUGUAGAGCUCCAAAGAAGAGAUUUGCAAAAUAUGAUGUUAACACAGGGAAGGCCAUUGGGGGAGGAUUGCCCAUUGGAGUCAUCAUUGGGCUUUUGGUUGGGGUUGGUGGAGUUGGAGCUUUGUUAGUUUAUGGGCUUCAGUAGUAAAAUCUUGUAUAUUCAGAUUUGGGAGUUGGAUGCAGAUUUUUGGUAUAAAUUCACAUAUGUUGCCCAGAUUUCAGUAAAUUAUAAUAUUUGAGGGAUUGUUUGAACAA